Molecule: messenger RNA, 6104 nt
Organism: Cydia pomonella (codling moth)
Lineage: Eukaryota; Metazoa; Arthropoda; Insecta; Lepidoptera; Tortricidae
Gene: YME1L
Product: ATP-dependent zinc metalloprotease YME1L
Exons: 15
Coding region: 234-2510 (758 amino acids)
Biological process (GO): protein quality control for misfolded or incompletely synthesized proteins; mitochondrion organization
Cellular component (GO): mitochondrial inner membrane
Molecular function (GO): ATP binding; metalloendopeptidase activity; ATP hydrolysis activity
Source: RefSeq, a predicted model, not a curated record
AGUUAAUAUAUGCUUUACAAAAAAUAAACACAUUAAUAAUUCGUUUACUUAUUAAUGUUUUAGGCGAAAUUCUAUUCGAGCUAGUGACAGCAAGUCUUAUCCAAGUCUGACCCAUAGAGGUCAUAGAAGAAAUGUGUCUGUUCGCCAUAUUUUGCUACGAAAAUUAAGUUUGACGUAAGAGCCUACAAAAUUUUCGAGUGCACUCGCAAAACACAAAUCCAGCUACAUGUAACAUGUUCUCACUGAAUUCCAUAAACACCCAAAAUCAGAUUUUAGUUAGUUUUAGCCAACUAUCGGCCCGCUACUCCAGUGUUUUCAGGCAUAGAAAGCACAGUUAUGGUAAAAACAAGAAUGUUAAACGGAAAGAGAGCGCGGCGUUGACGUAUGAUGCAACAAUUUGCAAGGAAAGCUUUCAAGAGGCGAUCAAGAAUUUGGACAAAGAUGCCUUAGUGGAAUUGAAGAAGGUUGACAUCCGCUCGCUUGCAUCAUCCCCGCGAUUUUCAAGGGACGCAGAGCGGUGUCUGUCCCCUAGAAAGAUCUCUUAUGUAUCUGCAGACUCCUUUGAGAAAAAUAAAAAUGGAUGGUCGGCCCAACCUCCACAGAGAGGUUUUCUCAGCUUCACUGAUCAGUUUGUGGGGUUAUUAUCAAGUAGUAUCCAGCAGAGGGGCUUCGAUAUCCAAGUGCGAGGCUUCAAGACGGAGAGAGGGAUCCAUGCGGACUUGAAACGGAACCCAAACCUGAUUAAUAGACUGCGUAAGUUCUUCGGGUUUGCAGCAGAGCCCCCAAGCAGUAAGGACAAGCAAGCUUUAGGACCGGAUGUGGCGCCGCGCCUUGAGAAGCUGCUCGGAGACGACUCGCCACUCACUAGCCAGCAGAAAGAUAAGAUCAAGAUUGCUUUCGCCGAAGGGUAUUUAGCUGGUUCGCACCCAGACAACGCGCGCGGCACCAAGGCCUCCAAGUACCUGAAGGUGGUGCAGCAGCUGCUGACCAUAGUGCUGUUCCUGGCCAUCUUCGUCAGCCUCAUGGCAUCCGUCAGCGGCACUGUUUUCCGGAUUCAGUUGGGCAACCAGGUGGAGGUGGACCCCGAAGACAUCUCCGUGACCUUCGACGACGUCAAGGGAGCUGAUGAGGCCAAGCAGGAGCUGAAGGAUGUGGUGGAGUUCCUGAAGUCCCCGGAGAAGUUCUCGUCGCUGGGCGGCAAGCUGCCGAAGGGCGUGCUGCUGGUGGGCCCGCCCGGCACCGGCAAGACGCUGCUGGCGCGCGCCGUGGCCGGCGAGGCGCGCGUGCCCUUCUUCCAUGCUGCCGGACCGGAGUUCGACGAGAUCCUCGUCGGCCAGGGCGCCCGGAGAGUCCGGGACUUGUUCAAAGCGGCAAAGGAGCGUGCACCAUGUGUGAUAUUCAUCGACGAGAUCGACUCCGUGGGGGCCAAGAGGACCAACAGCGUCCUGCAUCCCUACGCCAACCAGACCAUCAACCAGCUUCUGUCAGAGAUGGACGGCUUCCAUCAGAACGAGGGAGUCAUAGUCCUGGGCGCCACCAACCGCCGCGAUGACCUGGACCAGGCUCUACUGAGGCCUGGACGUUUUGACGUGGAGGUGAACGUGCCAACACCAGACUACGGCGGUCGCCGCGAGAUCCUGGAGCUGUACCUGGGCCGCGUGACGGCCAACCCCGACGUGGACAGCGACGUGCUCGCCCGGGGCACCACCGGCUUCACCGGCGCCGACCUCGAGAACAUGGUCAACCAGGCCGCUCUCAAAGCAGCGAUAGAUGGCGCAAAGACAGUCACGAUGAAGUAUCUAGAAGACGCCCGCGACAAGGUCCUGAUGGGUCCGGAGAGACGUUCCCGGCUACCUGAUGAAGAGGCCAACACGAUCACUGCGUACCACGAGGGCGGACACGCGCUGGUAGCUUAUUACACCAAGGACGCGCACCCGCUCCACAAGGUGACCAUCAUCCCGCGCGGGCCGUCGCUCGGCCACACGGCCUACAUCCCGGCCAAGGAGCGCUACCACGUCACCAAGCAGCAGCUGCUGGCCAUGAUGGACACCAUGAUGGGAGGCCGAGCUGCUGAGGAGUUGGUCUUCGGCCCGGACAAGAUUACUUCAGGAGCAUCAUCAGACCUCAAGCAAGCCACGUCCAUCGCCCAGCACAUGGUCCGCGAGUGGGGCAUGAGCGAGCGAGUGGGACUCCGCAGUAUGGAGACCUCGAGGGGGCAGCCGUCGCAGCCCACACUGGGACCUCAGACCAAUGAACUAGUUGACACGGAGAUCAAAAAGCUGUUGUCGGAGAGCUACGAGCGCGCGAAGACCAUUCUGCGGACGCACGCCAAGGAGCACAAGGCGCUCGCCGAGGCGCUGCUCAAAUACGAGACGCUAGACGCGGAAGACAUCAAAGCCAUAAUGAACGGCGACAAGCCGGCCAGUGAGAAGUCCCGCUCGUCGCGCGAGCCGGCGCCCAGCGCGCAGCCCGCGCCGCCGCUGCUGCCGCCGCAGCCGCAGCCCGCGUAGCCACCGCCGGACCGCAGCGCAGCUGGAGGGACGUUUGAAGUGUCUUUGAAAAUUUUGCAGGCGCCAUAGAAAGCUUCCAAAUCAAUAAAAAUAAGCAAAACUCACGAAACUGACACCACGUCAGUGAAACAGGGGAAUACAGAUUAUUUCUUAAGGACUGAUAUUACAUAUUCAUAUUAUUUUAUCUUUGUUUUUAUUUAGACAAAACUUAUUUUUUUCUGCUAUGGUUGACUGAUAUACAAUGUCUUAAUCAUUAAGACCGCAUAUAGAUAAGAGGUUUUUUCUUUUGAACAAUAAAUAUGAAUUUAAUAAAAUGUUAUUUAUAGUUUUGUUGCAGUUAUAAUUAAGAAUGUUCUGGAAAGUAAUAAAUAUUAAUAGUCGUCGCUGUGAUCACAAUUCGAUCACAUACGUUUUAAAACAUGUAAAAAAUAUAUACGAUAUAAAAUUGUCGCCUUUAAGAUUUCGAGGAUUACAUAUUAUACAACUUUGCAUAUUUUUCACCAGUAUUGUAGAAAUAAUUCAUUCAUUAUAAUUAAAUGACUUCAGUCCAUUGGGCAAAUUUCGCCAAUGUAUUAGGAGCUUUAAAUACGACUAAAAUUGUACGGUUAGUACAAGACAGUGUACGGUGAUUUUACAUCCGUUGACUCCAAAUUGGGGAUUAACGCGUUUCAAGAUUAAUUCUCCAUUCACUGCACACUACCAUAUAGUUUACUGUAUAAUAAGCUAUCGAUAAUACAAUUUAAACAAUAUUAAUGAGCAAAAAUCAAAGCAAUUAAACACGAGGCACGACUAUCAAGAUGGCGCUUGUGCCGGAAGUCAGUAUUUUAGAAAGAAAUUGUAUAAACUAUUACUGUCAUAGUUUCAUCAUAUUUCUAUAACUCAUUAUAUGAAUCAUGCAUAUUGCUUUUCAUUUUGACAUUGAUAUGUCCUUAUUAACUAACACAAACGGGACUUAAUCGCGUAUUGAGUUUUACAUUGACCUCCGACGUUUCGAGGACGGCGUUGUCCCCGUGGUCUCGGAGAAGACAACGCCGUCCUCGAAACGUCGGAGGUAAAUUUAAAACUUAAUACGCGAUUAAGUCCCGUUUGUGUUAGUUAAUAAUGUGUAAAAUUCAGUGUAUUGAUAUGUCCUAAUGCAAUAUUAAUAUGAUAAUGUAAUAUCAGCCUAAAUCUAGUAGACAUUAUGAGAAAAAUAAGUACGAAAUCGUUUUUAUAGUUGACAUUAUUUGAGAUUAUCAAAUUGUAGCAAAAAGUCUGUAAAUUCGACCUUACGGUCUGUACAAUAGAUAUCAGACCAUAACAACUUUUUGUAAUUUACGCUCGUCUCAAAAAUCUAAUAUAAAUCAAAUCAAUUUACAGGGUUUUAAUUUGACUAAUCUGCGAAUCAGACAUAAAGCGCUGCUAGGUAUAAAUUAACACGAACAUUGAGUCUCGAAAACAUCAUAAUUAUUCAGUUACAAAUAUAACAUUCCUUAGGCAAAAAGUAACAUGUAUUUUAGACCAUUGACCGAGUGAAACCUUUUGCCUGAGAGCCCCAAAAAGUAAUUUAAAGUCAGAAAGAUUACUGUAAAUCUAUAAACAAAGAUACAUAGACAAUUUAAGACAAUUACAUGCUUCGAAUUUGACAGGUAAACGAGUUGGCGCUGUACAACUCCAUACAUUUUGCGGGAACUGAAUGUUGACGUUUGACAAUAGGGACCGUGCGCCUUGGAGGAUCUGCCAUCUUGUGGCCUGAAUCGGAACCAUAAACAUGUACAUUUACACGUCACGUGUUUUCUUGUGCAUAGUAAGUGCUGCCAUCUUGUGGGCCACAUCGGAACAAUAAACAUCACAUUUACGCCUCGCGCCAAAAAUCUGACGGCUCCUGUGCUGCCUCCUACAGUUCAUGCACGCUCCCCAUUCAGUGACGGCAAAACAUGGCGCAGUAAAGCGCCAUCUGUGUUGGAUGUCAAACUAAGGGACACGUUUUUUUCUUAGACGUUACCUCAAUUCACAAUCAAUUCUCUUUUGUUAUAAAUAAACAAACAGUACAGAAGUCACUGGCUUCUAAAAUUAGUCGUAGAACACUGCCAGUUUAACUAGUAACAAGAAACUAAAUAUAAAGAUUUAAAAGAAAUCUAUUUAAACUAUAACUUCUAAACUCAUCUAAAAUACUGGCCUUAAAUGUACAAUGUUGAUUUUAAGACUUAUUUAAUUUCAUUUAAAAUAACACUUAAAGCCUGACCAGUAAUAUAUGAUCACGCGCCAUAUUUUUUGAAACUAAAUUUUUCAUACUAAACUCGACUGUCACCCUAUACAUGAGAACAACAGCGCCCUCUUGACAAUGAUCAUAUAUUUCUGGUCGGGCUUUACAUAGGAAGGUGGCUAGAAAUAAACCUAUUUGUGGUGAAAUAAAAACAAUAUAUGUAUUGAUGUUAUUUGAUUUUGGUGAACUUAUUUUUAGUGCGAUUAUUUUAGACUGCUUGAUCUACUUACAUGAAGUUAUUUUCUUUUUUUUUAAUAUUGUUGAAACAUACACUAUACUUAGGCAGAAUUGUUAUUUUUUGCGUUAUAAUAUAUAAAUAAAUAAAAAUAUUCAAUAUCUAUAAUUCCCUAAUAGUUUGAACACGUGCUUUAAAAAAAUACCUUGAGGUUUAAAAAUGAAUUUAUAAGUUGUCUAGAACCAAUUUUAGUCUACUCUUUUUUUUUCGAGGUAUUUAAGAGUAUGAAAAACGAAAACCUUAAAUUUCUCAACCAAUCCCGUGGUUUUCUUUGUUUACUUUAGAUACGUAACAAAAUGUAUUCUCUUAAAAAAACUUCAUCAUCUUAGGACCCAUCUAUCUCUUCCAGAGUAAUAUCUUCUUAGACUGUAUAUAAUACAUUAUUUUAAUAAGGUUAUAGGAUGCAAUAUUAUAUGCCAAAAUAUAAUUUACACCAAAUGGACUAGAAAAAAAAACUUAGUAAAACUACUUUUAUGAGUAGUUAAGUUGUAGUCAAUCAUCAUAAAAUUCAUAGUCAAAUAAUUAAACCGACAGUUAUCAUUAUCACAUACAUCCUAGCCUAGUAUCCAUGCAAUAAAAAAAACAAGAGAUUGACACUAUUGACAGGUAAAUCUUAAACUGGCACCUAUGGAGUGUGGAUUAAAAGGAGUGAAAUCUCUUAUGGCAGAACUGUUGCAAGUGUCCACCUGUCAGCUAUAAAUAAUAGUUCCAAAUCUCUCCAGAGUAGCUAAGAACCUAGGCGUUAUUGACGGAGUGAAUUGCGCUGUCUAUUAUUUGAAUUUUUUGUUCCAGUACUCUAGUAUUGUAGCGCCACCUAUUUAAGGUUUUUUGAUGACACUUAUUGGUACAUGGAGAUUUCGUUCCUUACCUCCACCUUCCGUAGCUGUCGCCGUCUGUAAUAUACUUCGACCAGCCAACCCUCAUGGGAAAAAAACUGUAAUUGUAUAAUCUCUGAUAUGAGAGCUCGGAGCAUAGCGUAGUUGGCAUUUGGAGUAAAUAAUAUUUGGCAGCUUGACUGGUGAACGACUGAAAUGUUGAAAUAUGUCAUAGUUGUCGGUUAGUUCCUAUAGUCCCGCGGACUGUUCACUGGUCAUCAAAUAAACCGUUGACGAGU